Cryptomeria japonica (Japanese cedar) is the source of this 4026-nucleotide messenger RNA. RefSeq names its product E4 SUMO-protein ligase PIAL1. Lineage: Eukaryota; Viridiplantae; Streptophyta; Pinopsida; Cupressales; Cupressaceae. Gene Ontology annotation, biological process: protein sumoylation. The record is from RefSeq and is a predicted model, not a curated record. The coding region runs from base 111 to 3137 and encodes 1008 amino acids. Gene Ontology annotation, molecular function: zinc ion binding; SUMO ligase activity. The transcript is spliced from 16 exons.
AGACUUGAAAUUUUAUAUUUGGAGGGCAGAGAGAGAGAGAGAGAGGAACAUGGUGGUGGUGUGAAUAAAGCGAGGGAGGCCAGGAAAACAUAAGCCUAAAAAUCUGGAGCAUGGGGGUUGAUCCGGCAGCAGGCAAAAUGACGUCGCAGGUGGCCUCGGCUGAACUGCUACGACAAGCAACUGAACGCAUGCGCAAACUCUUGAGGAUAGGUUAUAAAGUUGACUCAAAGGACAUCUUUCAACUCUGCAUUUUGCUUGCCAAGGCAAUUGAUUCUGCAGUUGUCUAUAAUCAAGUUCCAGCUAUGGUACACGAUUUACCUCAAUUAGUGAAACAGGUUUUUGAACGAAAAGAGGACACUCGACUUCAGCCAGCAAUAAUGGUACUUAUGCUAUCUGUCAAGAAUGCUUGUAGAAAUGGUUGGUUUCGUGUUACAGACACAGAUGAACUUCUGACAAUGUCUAAAGAGCUAACAAGUUGCUUCACAAGUAUGGGGGAGACACCUACAAUUGAGACGAGCAAUGCUAUGAACAUCAUCUCGAGCAUUAUUCCUCGGUUUUAUCCACGGUUGAGCUUGGCAAGCAUUCUAGUUUCUCUCGAAGUCAAGCAAGGUUAUGAAGUUCUUGCAACAGACUUUCAUAUUGGCAAGAGACCUGCCCCACAUGAAAAAAUACGUUUGCUUGUAGUUCGCGCUGAUGGUUUAGAGACUUCUGCUUGUCUUGUAACUCCAUCUCAAGUCAAUUUCUUACUAAAUGGGAAGGGUGUUGAAAAGCGAUGCAACCUGUCAAUGGAUACAGGUCCACAAAUGCCAACAGAUGUAACAAACAUGCUUAAGAUUGGCACAAAUCUAUUGCAGGCCAUUGGGGAUUUCAAUGGUAAUUAUUUAAUUGCUAUAACUAUGAUGAGUGCCUGUCCAUCUGCUUCACCACCUUCAAAGCUGCGUGAUUAUGUUCCUGCUGCUUCAACAUAUUUAUCAGAUGAUGAACUAUCAGAAGGACCAGCAAGGAUAACACUUCACUGUCCCAUAAGCUACCGUCGCAUUGUGACUCCAGUAAAGGGUGCAACAUGCAGACAUCACCAGUGUUUUGACUAUGAGAAUUUUAUGGAAAUUAAUUCGAGACGACCUUCAUGGCGCUGUCCAUAUUGCAAUGGACAUAUCAGCUGCCCUGAUCUGCGCCUUGACCAAAAGAUGGUACAGGUCCUGAAGGAGGUCAGUGAAAAUGUUACUGAUGUAAUGAUAAAGGCCGAUGGAUCAUGGAAGGCAAUGGCCGAUAACAUGAAAGAUAAGUCACAAGAAAGCAACGAAAUAGAUGUGGAUGAUGCUUUGGAUUCUGAGGGACAAUCAGGCAUUUCAAAUAGUGUCAUUGAUUUAACAGCAGAAAGUAGUGAACCCCAUGGAUUGAAUACUAUUGGGGGACAUUCCACAAGUUUACAGGGUCCUUCAAAUGCUUUUAAUGCUGGAUAUAAGUACAGGGAUACAAGUGGUGCAGUAGAUAGGAAACCUGAUUCUGAAACCUUAAGGAGGAUUUGCAUUAAUGAUCCAUCUCCUAGUGCAUUACUGGAUAACACUAUGCAAACUAGUAACAGAUUAAAUGCACAAGUGGGACCAGCUCCUCUUGCAAGAGAUAGAAAUCAGGUUUCUGUUUCUAUUGGAAGCAACGUUAUAUCCAUGCCAGGCCAGGACCAUUUGCGUCCUGGGGUUGCAUCUGAUAACUCAUUUGCCCCUGUAUAUACUGAUGCAGUCAGUUCUCCACUCAGUCGAGGACUUGUAGAGGCUCGGAAUUUGGCUCAAGCUGUAAAUCCUUUGCAAAGUUUGCCAUCAACUAGAUACUUUGUUCCUACUGAAAAUCGAGAUUUACAUUUGGCGCAUUCUAUUCAUGGAACUUCCAAUACUGCUGGUGAAGUUGAGAGACACUCAAGUAGAUUUGUAACAAGGGCACCAAUUGCAAUUCAAGCUUUGCCAGCACAGACUCAGGUUGCAAAUACAAGGCCAAGGAACAAUGUGCUCCGUUCAAAUUCCUCUAUACAGCUUGGUGGUUCUUCAAAUAUGAGUCAGCAAACUGCUCCACUGGCAUCAUCAAAUACUAGCCUUGAGACGGCAAUGUAUGCUGAGCUUGAAAUGCAACAAUUGCUUUCAAGGCAAAGCCAAAAUCCGCAGCCCAUUGUAGAUCAUCCAGCAUCCUUGCCAAUGCAUUUUCAGCCACAUUCACAGAAUCGGGACAAUCAAGAUCGUCAGCAUCGUGUGAUUCAGAGUUUUCCACCAGAUAUUCUCCAGAUACCUACACAAAGUGGUGGAAGGAAUAAUAUAGAUCUGCAGCACGCAUCUACUUCACGAAACUCUGUUCAGUUUACCCAAGAACAACAAAAUCAACAAUUGAUUAAUCAAUUCUAUAGACAACAACAAAGGGUGCCUUCUCUAAUUCAGCAAGUUGGGCAAUCGGGAUAUAGACAAUCACCCACUGUUUCUAACGUUUCUGGUUUGGCACCAUCACCUGUGAUGAAUCAGCAUUCUCACACAGCCCAAAGAACUAUGCCUAAUCAAAGACCACAUUCAGUGCAAUUUUCUAGGGCCCUUUCAUCUACAAAUUCAACCUUUCAAAGGAACAGCGCUUCAGUUCCACAGAACAUUGACCAUUCCAGAAUUACAGGGGGAGACCAAAGAUGGAAUUCAUCAACAACAGCACCUGUUAUAUCAUGUGCAGAAGGAAUUCAAGAAACAUCACUCGAACAAACAUGGAGGCCUACUGGAAGGAUGAGGGGGAGUAUUGCUGGUGCUGGCCGUAUUGUAAACAGUGGUGCACCACCUUAUUUAAAUCAGCAUAGCACAUCGUCUCAUGCGAGGGGAUUAGUUGGUUCUACACAAUCUGCUGGGCAUGCAAACUUGUUAGGCGCUACACAUACUAAUAUGAUGCAAAGACCUCCGUUAAAUACAUGGAGUGGGGAUGUACAUAAUCCUGGUUCACUAUGGAACCCCAACAAUGGGACACAUCUUAGAUCUGCAGGAGGUAACAUGGCCACACAAGUGCAGGGCUCUGAUCCAAACAGUCUGAACUCAGUGGGAAACUCUGAGUUGGAGUGGUUAGGAAUGAUAUCAGAUCUUCAAAUGCCACCAAAUGAUGCCUCACAGAUGCAGGGUUGAGUAGACAGCUACUGUACAGUACUGAUGACAUCCAGAGUGUGAUUUUUUCAGUUUCAAAUCAACUGACAACAGAAUUUUUUUUUGAGCCCUUGCUUGUAAAGUUAUUUACGAGGAUGUUGUCAAUCUUUGAUGGAAGUUUGAUGAAUGAAACCGCCUGAUUAUUUUGUUAGUGCACGCCUAUUUCUUUUAACUGAGGAAAUAUGGACUUACUGGAGAAAAAAGUUUGUAAAUAUGAUGACAUUACUAAUCAGCAUAUAGGGGGUUGUCAUGUAGUUUGUAUUUACUAUUUUAUGUUUAGGAUAAACCAUAAUUUCUUGGUAUUUUCUCUAAAUGAAUGUAUGCUGAGUUUCGAGAGGCAGUACAUAGUGUUUCUUUGCAAGGACAUAAAGAAAAUGAACGAUGAAUCAAAUGCUGCUCUUUUCUUUGUGGAGUCUUUUGUGGUCUUUUGAACGUACUAUGUGAGGAAAAUUGGUUCAUCUUCCAGUGAGAAGUAUUCUAUUGAAGAUGAAGCAGCAGGAUGGAAUUUCUAAUGCUAAGAUUUAAAGAACUACCAUUUAAACCAUUGCAGAGGGUUGCCCAAAUAAGGGCUACCAGUGUUUCAUAUCCUCCUAUGUUAUUGAAAAUGGUAAUAUCCAAAAAAAUGAAGAUGUAUAUGCUAUAUAUGGGUUAGCUGAGGACAAAUUCUAUGUAUUCCGGAGCUUGCCAGUAUUGACACAGCUCUUUUAUUUUGUCCUCUCACUUGAUCACAAGCUACUAUUCUGCUUGGUAUUUUUCCUAUCAGCAACAUGAAUAACCGGCAUUUGACUCUUGACUAGUUAUAGUUGCUUAGCAUCAAUAGUCUUGUUUUGAUAUUUGAUGGUGUCUUCAACUACAUUCCACUUUGAAUGAA